CUGUGAUUUUGAGCAAAACAUGUGUGGCUGGACAGCAAGCAGAAAUUUUUCCUCCCCGGUAGGCAGUAACAAGUAUUGGAACCUUUGCCCACACCUCCCCACCUCUACAGACAUCCAAGACACGUGUAAUGUAAGCCUGGGAUUCAAGCAUGCCGAUCCAUUUUCACGACAUGGUUUGCACGAAAAAUGGCAACAUGGCAAUGUCAAAGGUCUUUCUGGACUACAUGGGUUUGUUAUGACAUCUAGUAACCGGAACGUUGGGCGCCCUGAAAGUGAUAAAUAUAGGACCUUCUAUACUUCCUACAUACUGAGCGAGGAGCUGCCAGCCUUCUUCCUUUACCGAUGCCUUCGUUAUUCCUACGCCAUAAAGGGCCAUUCUUUCCUCAUUGUAUCCUAUCUAGAAAAACUCACUCAGAGUAGGAAUGACAAAUUCUUGAUGGAACACGGUGAUCGUUGGUCGACAGACCGCUCAGAGGAAUGGACAAGUGGUACACAAUCUGUGAAUCUUCCACUCAUUCCAAAUUUCAGGAUUAUGUUCAGAGCUUGGUUCAGAUUUAAAGGAGACAAUGUAAUACAUAUAGACAACAUCAGUAUCACAGAAGGAAUAUGCAAUGAUAGUUGUCCCCUCGAUAUGUUCCGCUGCUCCAGUGGAGAGUGUAUCUCACCAAGUCUUGUGUGUAAUUCUCUGAAGGACUGCAGAGAUUUGUCAGAUGAAGAAUCAUGUGUAUCAGGAGCAGUAAACAGUCAGAUAAAGGAUCAUUCUUUAGAACCAGCGACCGCAGAUGUCUUUUUAAUUUGCCCUUUUUGUCCCGAAAAGAGCACUAUAUGUAUUCCUUUCUGUCCAGCAUCUUGUACAUGUACUGGAGUUACCCGCCUGUGUAAAAGAUCUACAAAAGAGUACAUGUACUUUGUCCACUUAUCAAAAGUGACUUGUGAUACAAUCGAUAUUUCAAAAAUAGGACGAGGGAUUUAUCAUUUUGACAUUUCUUUAUCCCAAAUACGCUCUCUCAACAUCACAGAUAAUGUCAAAAUAGAAAAACUUACAGUCUCCGAUUCUACCAUUGAUUCCUUAAACAUAGCCUACCAAACGGUAAAUUUCAUACAAUUCACUAAUUUGAAAGCAAAUUCAAUUUCAUUCUUCACGAAUUCUUUGUACUUAUAUGUGAUGGGAAACCUCCAAUUGUUUAAUGCCACGGUUUUUCUCUACCUACCGUACGUAAACUUUGAACGGAACAUGCUCUCCAGUGCAACAGUUAAAUAUCAACCACCAUCUUAUGCAACAAAAAACUCCCAUAGCAUACUGAUCCUUAGGAACUGUAACAUAUUCAAGCCACUCUCCGUCCUUGAUGUUAAAAGUAACCAUGUAGAUCUAAGCUACAACGAACUUAAGUCUUACUCGGUGAAUGAUCGAACACACACAUUACUGAUAAGCAACAACCAACUGGUGAGGAUAGUAAGACCGGUUUUUGUGACACGUGUAAUGUCUUUAAAAACAAUUGACAUGUCCUUCAACAAAAUAACAUAUCUACAGCAGGAUGACUUCACUUAUCUUUUCAAUCUUCUGUACCUUGACCUGAAGUCCAACAACAUAUCGUGGAUGCAUGAGGAAACGUUUGCAGAUCUCGUCAAACUGCGUUUUCUAGAUCUAUCAAACAAUGUCCUACGUACAAUAAAACAAACCUUCUUCCAAAAUUUGGAAAAACUUCAGUACCUUUACUUACAGAAAAACCUUAUUAGUACCAUAGAACUGGAGUCGUUUUACGCUCUACAGAGUCUUGUGUUGUUAGAUUUAUCAAGCAAUAAGAUAACAUAUUUAAAAGGAAGAUAUUUCCGAGAUCUUGAAGAGCUGAGAUACCUGUAUCUCCAGGACAAUGAUUUUCAGGUAUCAGAAGGGAUGUUUGACGGUUUGUCAAGCCUCAGAUUGAUGCAGGUAGAUUUUUUCUCCCUUUGUUGUGCCAAGCCAAGAAAUGUAUACGACAUUAUGUGCAUAGCUCCUGAAAAUAUGAUUUCAUCUUGCAAUAAUUUAAUAGCUGUGCCCAUUCUGAAUGUUGGCAUAUGGUACAUUGCAUUGUUUGCAGCUUUUGGGAAUUUUGUGGUGUUUUGGUAUAAGAUGGUCUACCUUAAAAGACAGUCUGCCCAGGCUCAUUUUAUUUUGACUACGAACUUAAACUGGGCUGACUUUUUAAUGGGUGUGUACCUUUUUAUUUUAGCAAUAGCAAACCUUGUGUAUAAUGGGCGUUAUGGACUAGAAGACUAUUCUUGGAGACACAGUUAUGUUUGUACCAUCGCGGGAAUUCUUGCUACAAUGUCUAGUGAAACAUCAACAUUUCUCGUCUUUUUAAUAACAUUGGAUAGGUUCAUCGCCAUAAAAUUUCCAUUCUCGGGAAAAGGCCUUACAAGAAAUAGAGCCAUCAUCCUGUGUAUAGGUUCGUGGCUUAUUUCCUUAUUUUUAAGCAUAUUACCAAUUAUCCCUAUGCAGUCUAAAUUUUUCGAAGGAUACUAUGCACGAUCAGGAAUCUGUAUAUCGUUGCCUCUAUCCGUUGUCAAAAACUCGGGAUGGCAGUAUUCCAUGGCGGUUUUCAUUGGAUUGAACUUCCUUCUCUUCCUGGGUAUUUUUAUCGGACAAAUUGCAAUCUUUUAUGAGGUGAUUACAGUCGGAAGAAGUGUAACCUGUUCUAGAUCGAGGCAAAGGGAGUUAAGUCUGACAAAGAGCUUGGCUGCGAUAGUACUCACCGACAUAUGUUGCUGGAUCCCUGUCGGAACGAUAGGACUCCUGACCUUUGGAGGUAUCAGUGUGUCUGGAGAAGUCUAUGAUUGGAUUGUUGUCAUAGUCCUCCCUGUUAACUCCGCCCUCAAUCCAAUCAUCUACAACCUGACAGCUUUUAUGAAGCACAAGCGAGAAAAACUUGCUUCAAAAUCAGAUACCUUGAGACAGGAGUGUGUUGGACUGAGAAGAAAACUGGAAACUAUACAGCGAAAAUUAGAGUCUUAUCAAUCAAGGAACUUAAUGGAAGACUGUGCCUUAUUACAAAGAAAACUGGAUUCAAUGCAGACAAUGCAUUCAAAAUGCUCCUGUAAAAGAACGGACAUAGAGACUUUAGACAACAGCACAAAUACAGAGACGUAUAGAGUUGGAGUGACAAUGGAAACAGAUCCUCACUCAAAUGGAAUAGGUGUAACUUAUAUAAAGUUGGAAACAAAAUUUUGAUCUCUUCAUAUAUGUCAAGAUCUUCAUGCAGUAUCGAUUAAACUGAUUAUUUACUUUAUUAUAACAAUAAAGAUGAUGUGAAAUACGGAACCCAGUGAAUUGAGCAAAAAAAAUUGCAUGCACGU
Messenger RNA from Saccostrea cuccullata (small rock oyster), 3333 nucleotides. RefSeq names its product relaxin receptor 1-like. The record is from RefSeq and is a predicted model, not a curated record. Lineage: Eukaryota; Metazoa; Mollusca; Bivalvia; Ostreida; Ostreidae. The transcript is spliced from 9 exons. Gene Ontology annotation, cellular component: plasma membrane. Gene Ontology annotation, biological process: adenylate cyclase-activating G protein-coupled receptor signaling pathway; activation of adenylate cyclase activity; hormone-mediated signaling pathway. The coding region runs from base 20 to 3208 and encodes 1062 amino acids. Gene Ontology annotation, molecular function: G protein-coupled peptide receptor activity; protein binding.